Molecule: messenger RNA, 1240 nt
Organism: Xyrauchen texanus (razorback sucker)
Lineage: Eukaryota; Metazoa; Chordata; Actinopteri; Cypriniformes; Catostomidae
Gene: cks2
Product: CDC28 protein kinase regulatory subunit 2
Exons: 3
Coding region: 108-344 (78 amino acids)
Biological process (GO): regulation of mitotic cell cycle
Cellular component (GO): SCF ubiquitin ligase complex; cyclin-dependent protein kinase holoenzyme complex
Molecular function (GO): ubiquitin binding; histone binding; protein kinase binding
Source: RefSeq, a predicted model, not a curated record
AGCGCGCGAAAAGCCGUUUGAGUUCAAAACUGAAGCGGCGCCAGCAGCACAGAUAAACUCGGCGACAAUAACACGCGAAUUGUUUCAUAUUUCACCUUUUCACGAGAAUGUCUUCAGCGAAAAAGCAGAUUUACUAUUCCGACAAAUAUUCAGACGAGCAAUAUGAAUACAGACACGUUAUGCUUCCCAAACAGCUUUCCAAACUGGUUCCUUCCUCCCAUCUAAUGUCAGAGGACGAAUGGAGAGGACUUGGAGUCCAGCAAAGUCAGGGCUGGAUCCAUUACAUGAUCCACAAACCUGAACCUCACAUUCUGCUAUUCCGAAGACCACUUCCCAAAGAAUGAGAGGAAGUCGGACGAUUAUCAUCGGAAGUUAAAAUAUGUGGUCCACCCAGGCCAUGCGUGCAUUUCUUUCCAUACAUUAUGAUUUGUAUGUAAGUUUUAUUAUUUGCAGAUCUAUGGUCAUGAAAUGUUACUCCUCGUCCCCCAUCCCCUUAAAUUCGGUGGUAUGAUGGCAGCAGGAGCUUGGAGGAACAGGCUGCCUCCUCCAAAUCUGUUCAGAAGUGUUUUCUUUAAAUCUACACUGAAGUCAUUUAAGAUAAGUUGGAUGGUACUACAGAUCUAGUAAUUGGCCCUGUCGUUUAUAGAAGGAAUAAUUUUGAGUGGCAUUUUUAUUUUAUUUUUUGUACACUACAAUGUUUUCCAUUACACAACUGCUGUAGUUAACAUGUCCACCUUGUAAAGUUGAUGAGUAAACACUUGUUUGUUCCUCAUUUGUUGUUGACAAAUCAAUAAAUAUUAUUUUUAUUAGCUUACUUGAAUCCUCAUUUGUAAUCAGCAUGUGACAUUAAUCAAUAUAACACUGAUCAAUAUUUGCUCUUCAUACAGUAACAUAUUUCUUAUGUAUACACUAAGAUAUUCUAACAUCUAUUAAGGCAAAACAUUUCAGAUGUUGAUCAACAGGGAUCACACUCGGCAAGCACCAAAUGAGUUAUUAUUUGCAUUGGCAAAUACAUAAAAAAAUGUACAGUAUUAACUCAUCGGCAACAUGUUACUUUAUAAGGAACUGCAACAUAAAUGGGUGAUUCUCAUGAAACCUGUCAAGAAAAUGUCCUGGUCCUGUUUUACUCUAAAACCUAAAUUAACUUGAGAGCUUUUUUUGGGCUAAUUUUUACAUUGUGCUGUUAUUUUCAUGACAGUUCCACACAUUUUACCCACCAAUUCUUAUUAAUGCAAUGUGA